CAAUUCUCCCUUCACACUCACAGCCCUCCUUUGUAACUUCCUUUGUCAAAUUCUCUCAGGAAUGGCUGCCAAUACACUGAUGAGCUGCGGCAUCGCAGCCGUGUACCCCUCAGUCCUCUCCUCUUCCAAGUCCAAGUUCGCUGCCGCGCUGCCGCUACCAAAUGGUGGCGCCUCCGCUUCCGGCCGCUUCACCAUGACGGCCGAUUGGAUGCCCGGCCAGCCAAGGCCUCCCUACCUUGAUGGCUCAGCACCUGGCGACUUCGGAUUUGAUCCGCUUCGGCUCGGUGAGGUGCCAGAAAACCUUGAAAGAUACAAGGAGUCUGAGCUGAUUCACUGCAGAUGGGCUAUGCUUGCUGUUCCAGGAAUGCUAGUUCCAGAGGCCUUGGGAUUAGGCAACUGGGUAAAAGCUCAAGAGUGGGCAGCCAUCCCUGGGGGACAAGCCACCUACUUAGGCCAGCCAGUGCCAUGGGGCACCCUCCCCACCAUCCUGGUCAUCGAAUUCCUCGCCAUCGCCUUCGUGGAGCACCAACGAAGCAUGGAGAAGGACCCCGAGAAGAAGAAGUACCCUGGUGGGGCUUUCGACCCAUUGGGAUACUCUAAGGACCCGAAGAAGUUUGAGGAAUACAAGGUCAAAGAAAUCAAGAACGGAAGGUUGGCCUUGUUGGCUUUUGUGGGCUUCUGUGUACAGCAGUCGGCUUAUCCGGGAACCGGGCCAUUGGAGAACUUGGCAACUCAUUUGGCUGAUCCAUGGCACAACAACAUUGGAGAUAUCAUCAUCCCUAGAUCGAUUUCUCCUUGAAUUUUUUCUAUCCAUAUACCCACUUGUAUAACUCCCAUGUAACCAUCUGUAUUGAGUCGGAACUCCAUGUGUUUGAUAUGUGUUAUGCGUAGAACUGGCGGUGCCUUAACGUGGCCUGUGUCUACUGGUAGCUCACUGCAGGAGAGCUGCUCAUCUUCUUUAUUAAUUUGACGACUACUCUGGGCCUCUGGCAUAUAUAUGUA
This is a messenger RNA of Diospyros lotus (date-plum), 1002 nucleotides long. Its product is annotated as chlorophyll a-b binding protein 6, chloroplastic. Bases 62 to 799 code for a protein of 245 amino acids. Lineage: Eukaryota; Viridiplantae; Streptophyta; Magnoliopsida; Ericales; Ebenaceae. The transcript is spliced from 4 exons. The record is from RefSeq and is a predicted model, not a curated record. Gene Ontology annotation, biological process: response to light stimulus; photosynthesis, light harvesting in photosystem I. Gene Ontology annotation, cellular component: membrane.